Messenger RNA from Penicillium soppii, 255 nucleotides. RefSeq lists its product as uncharacterized. The record is from RefSeq and is a predicted model, not a curated record. The coding region runs from base 1 to 255 and encodes 84 amino acids. The transcript has 2 exons. Lineage: Eukaryota; Fungi; Ascomycota; Eurotiomycetes; Eurotiales; Aspergillaceae.
AUGAAGCUCUUUAUUCCUCUUGCUGCCCUGGUCGCGGUUGCCAUUGCUCUUCCCCAGGGCAAUCAGGGUAACGGUGACGCCCUCAUGAGCCGUGCCGCCCAGGUCGACUAUGAUAAGCGUGGCCCCCAGGUCGACUACGAUAAGCGUGCCCCCCAGGUCGACUAUGAUAAGCGUGGCCCCCAGAAGAGCCGGGAGGAGGAGGAGGGAAAGGAGGAGGAGGAGGAGGAGGAGGAAAGCUAUAAUAAAGGCCUUUGA